Messenger RNA from Megalops cyprinoides (Indo-Pacific tarpon), 1628 nucleotides. RefSeq names its product SRY-box transcription factor 3 (gene sox3). The transcript has a single exon. The coding region runs from base 202 to 1104 and encodes 300 amino acids. Gene Ontology annotation, molecular function: RNA polymerase II cis-regulatory region sequence-specific DNA binding; DNA-binding transcription factor activity, RNA polymerase II-specific. Lineage: Eukaryota; Metazoa; Chordata; Actinopteri; Elopiformes; Megalopidae. The record is from RefSeq and is a predicted model, not a curated record. Gene Ontology annotation, biological process: regulation of DNA-templated transcription; cell differentiation; anatomical structure morphogenesis.
AGCCGAGCGAGAUAAAACUGGCAAAUAGACACAAGCAAGAAGUGGGCAAACAACAACUACCAAAGUGUUAAAGCCGUUGUCAGAAGAAACUUUGAACGCUGCUAUUCGAAUCGUUUACGACCGCUACCUCUACGUUGAGUGUUUUCUUCUUCUUUUUAUUUUUUUUUUCUCUGGGAUCAUUGAACUCUCAAAGGCAGCUGAAUGUAUAGCAUGAUGGAAACCGAAUUAAAGAGCCCUCACCCGCAGUCCAACACGGGGUCGGCGGCGGGCGCAAAAAACAACAGUGCCAACGACCAGGAGCGGGUGAAGCGGCCCAUGAAUGCCUUCAUGGUUUGGUCUCGGGGCCAGCGGAGAAAAAUGGCCCAAGAGAAUCCCAAAAUGCACAACUCGGAGAUCAGCAAACGCUUGGGUGCUGACUGGAAACUCUUGACCGAUGCGGAGAAGCGACCCUUCAUCGACGAGGCCAAACGUCUGCGAGCCAUGCACAUGAAGGAGCACCCGGAUUAUAAAUAUCGACCCCGCAGAAAGACCAAGACCUUGCUGAAGAAAGACAAGUACUCCUUACCCGGAGGACUCCUGGCGCCAGGUGCCAACACUGUCAACAAUGCCGUUUCGGUUGGACAGCGGAUGGACAGUUAUACGCACAUGAACGGUUGGACCAACAGUGCCUACUCUCUGAUGCAGGACCAGCUGGGCUACCCGCAGCAUCCCAGCAUGAACAGCCCGCAGAUCCAGCAGAUGCACCGUUACGAGAUGGCAGGGCUCCAGUACCCCAUGAUGUCCACCGCACAGACCUACAUGAACGCCGCGUCCACCUACAGCAUGUCCCCAGCCUACACGCAGCAGACCACCAGCGCUAUGGGGUUGGGUACCAUGGCGUCCGUGUGCAAGACCGAACCCAGCUCACCGCCACCGGCCAUAACAUCCCACUCCCAAAGAGCGUGUUUGGGGGACCUGAGGGAUAUGAUAAGCAUGUAUCUUCCUCCUGGGGGAGACGGCGCGGAUCACUCAACUCUGCAGAGUAGUCGGUUACACAGCGUGCAUCAACAUUAUCAGAGCGCCGGAACCGGCGUGAACGGAACGCUACCCCUCACUCACAUUUGAAAAAAGACUUCACUUUUAAGUACUUGGGAUACUUGAACACUUUGAACUCUAAAACAAUUCGGAGGUUUUGACAGUUUUUUUUUUCAGCAAUGAAUGCGGUUGUUUUUCAUCUCAAAUUGAGCGGUUUGUUUUCCAUCGGCAUAUCCUGGACAGGGACUCAAUGUUUAGCCCAGCAAAAUUGUUUGUAAUGCAGAGGCUUUAUCUUCAGCACACGAGCAAUCGACGUAUGUCGAAGAAUUUGACUUCAACAACAAAAAAAUCUUAUAUUUUGACAGCGAAAAAGGGCAUGUGGCUUCAUUAAGGAGGCUUUUUCAGUCUACCUGGAGGGAAAUACACUCACACGUAAAUGUUUACACUUAAUUUGUAGUAUGAAAGUUUGUGCCGGCUAUGUCCAAAUUUGUGUAGAGUUUUUUAUUUUCAUGAACUAGCUUUUAAUGAUACGACUGACUGUGCUGGUCGCAAGCGCAAGUUUAUUUAUAGUGAGUUGUGUCUAUUUUCUUUAUCAAGCUUGUGAACCUCUGUCU